UUAAUUAUGUACGAAGAUUGUUCAGGAAACUAUUGACUUUCGAAACGUUUACGAUAUGGAAUUCCUUUUAUAUUUUCAAUCGAAAAUUAGUCCCAGUAAAACCAUUCAUACACCGCUUCAGACAGAAAUCAUUCAAAUAAAUUGUUUAAAUUCCAAACUCUCAAUCGACGAUGAUUUCAACAAAUUGAAAGCAAAGGGCAUGUCCCACUAGUCAACAACUGUCAUCGUCUACCGACUUGUCAGAGUGACAGUAUAUAGCACAACAAACUGAUUACGUUGUAUGCGAAACAAUAACAAACAUACAAAUCAUCAGCUAUGAUUAGCAUUUAUUUAUUUAUUUUUUUAUUCGUUCAAAAUGUUUUGACUUAAAUGGCAUAGAUAACAAUAUAUUUUAAUUUCCGACCAUUUUGUCACUAAUCAGAAUCGCGUGUCUAUCUCUUUUCAGUUCCGUUUUGAUUUGGUAUAGCUGUUUUUUAUUUGUUGAUUUGAAUGGAGCGACAUUCAAUCGCAUAAUGAGACGACAAUGAAUCAUAUGUGAUAGUGAAAUACAGAAAAUAUUAUUUUACAUUAUUGGCAUGUUGUUAGGCUUGUGAUACAUAAUCAAAGUGUUUAUUACAUUUCUGUUAGUGAUAGCAUUUUCAAUGCGUAAAAUGUGAAAGUGAACAAAGUGCUACUCUAUAUUUAGAUCAGUUAUUGUUAUUAUUUGCUCUGAUUGGGAUUACAUGAAAAUGGAUAAUUUUGACAAAUUUUGGUAUCUAUUACCAAAAAAGGAUGCUGAUGUAUACUUUGAAAUGCGAAAUUACCUAGAAAAUCCGGGCUGUGAAACAGAUAUUGCAAAACUGUUUAAAUCAUCAACGCAUCGAUAUAUUUUGGCGAAUCUUAUUGAGCAUCCGUAUCCAAUGACAAAAAUUGUUCAAUCUUUCUCACCGUACAUUUAUAUGAAAUUAUACUAUGAAGCGCUCUUACAAUUUAUGGAAUUUUCGGCCGAGCAAAUGUCCGAAAAUAAGUUCAAUUUAUACAGUUUUCUGAUUAAUGCUCAUCUGUCAGAUAAAUGGUUAGAAAAAUGCCAGACAUUCGUUUACAACUCGAUUUUUCGGCGCAUCGACACAGAUGAAUAUUAUGAAUUGCCAUUGGUGCUGAUGGGUAGCAAAUCAAUGCCACUGCUGAAAGCGUACAAUAGUUUUGUGAAACAGAGCUACGAAGCAAAUCCAUAUACAAAGCGGACAGCAUUUUUUGUGGCAGUCAAUCAAAGCACGCAUUUUUUUGAACCGAUUAUUCAAGAUAGCCCAGAAAUUGUUGAAUCAUCAUCCAUGCGGAAUGUAUCACAAUUAAUUAAAUUGAGUAAUUUGAUUAGUAAUAAACCGAAUCGUCCAAGCAAUGAUUUUAAUUUCUAUGACGAAGUUUGGAAACUAUUUGAACAAAUCGAUGUGAUUAAUUUAAGUGAUAAUCAAAAGAUUUUAUAUGAUGAAUUUGCGAGAAUGUUGAGUUUACAUCAUUUUGUUCGUUCAAAUCGAAAAUAUGAGAAUUUAUCCGACUCGAUUGCAAUCAAAGUGCUUGCAUCAAAGUAUAAUAUUUUGGAUUUUUUUGUGAAAUUCAACGAAGGCAGCAUGAUUCAAGCCACAAGUGAUUAUCAUGUGGUAAGAAAACAAUUGAUCGAAAAUGGCAAAUUCAAUCGAUUGAUCAAUCCAAAUAUUGAAAAAGACAGUUCCAAAGCAUCUGAAGUGAAUAUAUAUGAUCAAUUUUAUAGCAUUUAUUUAUUGAUUGAAUUACUUUUGAUUCGACCGAUGACACGAAACUAUGAUGAUAUUGUCCGCACAAAGUGCGCUGAGGUGAAGCAAAUUCUCGAUAUCAUUGAUGAUCCAUUCGAUUACAUUGAAACCGUUGAAUUUCUCUUUACAAUGCUAUUUUUACGAUGGGAACAUGUCAGUAUGCGUGUGUUUAGCAAUGGAAAAUUGGAGAACACAUCGACGUCGAUAACGAAUGAAUCCGAUACAUCUAGCGGUGCUGCUGCAAAGAAAUCGUCGGCUCAGUCGAAUAUUAAAAAUGGAUUUACUUGUUCGUUCAACGUUCUUCAGAAUAUGCUAAAUGCGUUAACUGCAUCUAUAGUCAAUCGUAAAACAGACGAAUUAAAUGAUAUGUUACAGCAACGAUUUAAACGUAUGUCUAAUGCAAUUGCUGACGCCAAAUGGCGAUUUCAAUUAGUUGAUUUGUAUUAUUCGACAACAAGUUACUUUCGAGCACCAUCCGAAUUAAAAUUGAUGCUUACAUCACUUCAACAACAAAUGGCAUCGAGGAAAAUGUUCAGCAGUUCCGAUGAUGAAGAGUGCACAAUUCCCAUACUAAAGAAACAAUCAGUCUAUCGUCGAAAACCGCGUCGUCAGAGUUCGAGUAAAAAGUCAUCGCGAUCGUCUAAAUCGUCUCGUUCCGGAAAAAGCGAUACAUUUGCCAACUCAACGGAAAUCGAAGAAAAAUCCAGAUAUGGUCCUAUACCAUUUGAUUGUGGUAAUAUUUCAAUGAUCAAACCGGUAAAUUAUCGAGAGAGACGCGGUUUCAUGGCAAAAAUGUUGGGACAACUCACCGAUAUGGUUACUAUUUCGGUGAUACGUGGCGAUUUAAAUGGAGCUAAAAAUAUUAUUAAAGCUCACAACUUAACCGACUCGACUAUUGCGAUUGAAGUGAAUGUGCUUGAAAAAUUCAACAAUUUAAAAAUGACACUGGAAAAAUGGUUACAAUCGAUACCAAAGAACAACGCGGUUGGCCAGCUGGAAUUGGAUUAUUCAAUCGAAGAGAUCAAAAAACUUGUGUCCAUCGAUUUUGAUUCGACACAAAUGAUAAAUCUGGUUCAAAAUUCUUUAUCCGAACUACCCAAGGAAUCGAACGAAGCUACACAGAUUUUGGGUCGUUUCAUGCAAAAUUAUCCAUAUUUGAUGUUAUAUCGUGAUCUUGCGCUGCAAGCAGUCACAAUCGUUGAUGUCGCACUUAGUUUGAUUUCGAAUGCCGAAAUUUGUUCAAAUUUAAUCAAUAUGUUAUCGAAAUAUUGCGACAAGGAUGAACCACUUGAAUCAUAUAAGAAUCGAAUUGGAUACUACGGCAUGAUGCAACAAAUUCUUGAAACGUUGAUUGUCUACAAUCAACAUAAUGAGAAAUCAAUAUGCAUUCAAGAGUUGUUAUCUAACGAACUUUAUGUAUUCAAUGGAAUGAAAGCGAUACAGAUAUUUAGACAAGAAGAAACAUUCAAUCGACAAAAGCAAAUUAAUUUGGAUGAGCUUGCAACGCGAAACAGUGUCAUGGAGAAUAUUAUUGAUUUCGAUGUUUUCAAUCGAAAAGGCGAAAAUUUACUGCAAAAUGUUUUCAACUAUUCAAUGAACAUGAAUCGUUUGAUUCACUUUAAGCAUCCAUCUGAUAUGGAUACGAAUCGACAUUGUCUCAAAGAAAUUUUAGAAAUUGAUCUAUUUGAAUUAAUCGGGGAAAUAAUGUUUGAUGAAAAUACCGUUGUUCCGUUGAAAGAGAUCGAAACCAUUGUUUGCAAGCUCAAUACGAAUCUCUUACAUGUAAUUACGAAAAAUACUUGUGAACUCAUUUCGGUGUGUGAUAAAUUCCGAUUGAAUAUGGACGAUGAAUUGAGAGAAAUUCUAAAAAUACUCACCAAUGAUACAUACAUCGAAUGUGAUAGAACAGCUACAUUACGAAAACCAUUUAAAAUUAAACGACACGACAUUCUAAACUAUGUACUUAUAUUCAGUGAAUUAAUUGCCUAUAUUCUGAGUGAAAUUCAUGGCAUCGAACCAUUGGAUCCAAAUGACGAUCCGAAAAUGCGAUUAAAUUGCAUACUACUGAACAACAUGAGACAAAUGAACGAAUUGAACAUUCAAACAAUUUUAAGCGAAGAUAUCGAUCAUAUGACAGCCGCAUUGAACCUGGACUCCUUUAAAAUGGAUCUGGUCAGAGAGUCAAUAGAACAGAAGCAGUAUCGAUUGGCAUUGAGUCUUCUUCAAUACACUCAAGAGCGACAUUUGCAUCGUCACAAGGAGGCAAUCUGGGCCAUCGAAGACGAAAUAAUUGUAAAAAUUCUGAAUGAAGAAGCCGAAAAAUUAGAAUUGAAAACAUUUUCACUGAUUGAAAAUAUAAAAAAUAUCCCAUUAAUGUCGAGCACACUGUUGAAGCAUAUAAAUCGUAUCAGUGAUGAUGAACUUGCUCUGCACCUGAUUCGAAUGAUUUUAUUACACGAAAGAGUCAAUGAAGUGCCCAAAAAUGAAAUUGAACAGCUCACAAAGUAUCUAUCAGAUGUUACGCUUUAUGCAAAUAUCGGACGAGCAAUAACAAUAACCGAUUACAUUUACGAAGCCUGGACAAAAGUGAUGGAAAUUAGCCGUGUGGAGCCAGAGCGUUUGCUUUAUUCGUUGAUUGAACGUAAUCAAUAUGAAUUAUGUUAUCAGUGGAUUGAAACGAUCCCAUUGACAAUGGUAAUAAAACCACAAUUUUUAGAUCUUUUUACGACGAAAAUCAUCGACAAUCAAGACAAUAAUAAUGAACAUUUUAUCAAAGUAUGUAAAGUUUUAUUGAAAUUAAUGGUGCUACAAAUGGACUCGAAUCUCUUGCUUAAACUAAGAAAUCGAAAAUUGCUACAGUAUCUCGUGAAUUUUUUGAUUGAAAAUUCGAAUAAUGAUAAUUACACUUAUAAAAAUUACCAAAUAUCAUUGCUAAUAUUCGAUGUACUUGAUGCCAAAGAAGCAAACACAUUAUGGGAACUUAUUGACUCACCACUUUUAAUAAUCGAACAGUACAUUUUAAACUCAAAAUUUGAAACGCUGAUGAAAAUUCUUCGCACUAUUCGACCGCAUAUUAAGAAAAAUGAAUGUUCAAUAUGUUCAACAAUGUCUAGGGAGGCACCACCACCGCCGUCGUCGUCGUCGAUGGAAUCGGGUUCGAAUCAUCUUAAAAAAACUACGAGCGAAAUUGACCGUCCAUCAUUUAUAGACUAUAAAUGUCAUGCAAUUAGUGAUCACUGUGUUGAUCAAAUCCUGCGAACGUAUGCAGCCAAGGCACUUGAUUUUCGCGUUGGUGGUGGAAGUGUAAUGCAAGAAGGUUCCACACCCAAACGAACCAUCAGUUUGGAUUCAGUGUGCGGAUCAUUUAUAAUGCCACGCGAAGCUCCUGCCAAAUCUCAAUGGAUCAAAGAUGAUGAAGCAACGCAUUGUAUGUGCUGUAAACGAACCAUUUUCACAAUGUUAAAUAGAAGACACCAUUGUCGUCGAUGUGGCAGAGUUGUCUGUCAUUCGUGUUCAACCAAACGCUUCACCAUUCCGAAAUUAUACGAAAAUAUUUUGGUGCGUGUUUGUGAUGAUUGUGAUCGACAAACCAACGAAGCGCUAGUGACCAAUGAGGAAAAUGCCGUUGAAAAACAGUCAGAACAACAACCGUCAUCAUCAAUUUCAACGAUUUUGGAUAAUCAACCAAUAAGUAGUAGAAAUGAAUGGAUGUAUCGAUUUACGGGACAUCUCAAACAUGAUCGAUUGCUGCGCGAAGAAUUUUCGUUUGAAUACGCUCCCAGCGCAUCAUUGUGCCUGAAUUUCAUCUCAAUGCAUACACCUGGUCAGAUUUGUUGCGAUUUUUUGCUCAGUUACUCGAAGAAAUUUGAAGCUCUAUUGAAACCACUCAAACCAGGACAAGCAAAUCCUGAGGUUGACUAUGCAUUUGUCACGCGUAUACUCUAUUGCUUGUCAUUUGCUGCAAAAAUGCAUGGUGGUAAUUCGGAAUGUAUGAAAAUCCGUGAUCAUGCCGAAAUCAUCAAUGCUGUCGUUGAAAGUGGUUGCGAAUCAUUUCUGCCCAUGGAAUCAAUCAAUAUGAAAAGCUUAAGGACACUACGCGAUAAUUUAUUGGUUGCCGAAAAGUUUAGUUUGGCCAUUGAAAUUUCUUUAAAAUCGGGUUUGCAAAAAACGGCAAUACUGGCUUUGUGGGGUAUUAAUUGCAUUAAAGGUGGUUGCUUUGAAACAGCCCGUGAAAAGUUGGUGCAUUGUUUAAUUCCGACAACGUGCGAAGAAGAUCGCCGGCAAAUCAUUCAAUUUCUAACGACCGAUGAACAAACGAUCAAAAAUCAAAAACCAUUUAAUCUCAAGUCGACAGCUCGUUCGCCAAAAGUGCAACCGCUUCUUUCUGAGAUUUUAACAAUUCUGGAAACGACAUGCCAUCCAAUUAGUUCCGAUGUACUUCAGAAAGCAUCAACGUUGUCGCAAUCAAAUCGUUCAUUGCAAUCGCUUCGAUCUGGAAAGAAAGAAAAGCUACCAGUCUAUGAGCCGGCUGUUAAUAUUUUGCACACUUUAUCGAAUCUCAAGCACAUUUCACAUGGCAUUUAUUCGGUUAAAACGCAUCGAACGCUCGGUUUGACUGGAAUCGAAGAUAUGAAUUCACUUUUUGGGUCGGACAAUGAACAACAUGGUUUACAUUCACGUUUCUAUACGGAAUCCAUUUAUUAUCUCGUUAGUUAUGGGCGACACAUUGAUGUGUUGCGAUUUUUAAUAAAAUAUAAACAAAUCACGAAAGCACUUAAAUAUUCCCUAUUCCUUCACAUUCCAACCGAUCAAUUCAUUCAAACGAUAAUUAUACCAUCUUUGAAGAGCGGCCGAUUAAAUGUAAUCAUUCAACAUAUGAUUGACAUGGAUGAAACGCUUAUGAUUUGGAAAGACUAUAUAAUUCAAAUGUGCUUGAUGCUCGAAAAGCGAAAGUUGCUCAAUAGUUUGUAUCAAGUGCAAUUACUGCUAAAAGAUACGAUAAGAGCCAGUAUGACGUGUGUACGAUUUUAUACAAUGGAUUGUGUUACAUAUCAGGAUUUACGCAAUAAUAUUCAUCAUUUGAUGAACGCUCAACAGCAUUUGAAAAGUGAAUUGGAACUGUGUCAAUGGGAAGAGAUUAAAGCACAACCGAGACGCUCCGAUGAGCAUCAAUCAUUCGUUAUGAAAAUGGACUCGAAAUCACUAAACACCCACAUCAAUACCAUUUGGCUACAGAUAGAUGCCACGAAAUUUUUGGCCCAAUGCGAAGAAAAUGGAAAGGAUACCUUUAACACCGUUAAUCUUAUACCGAAGAUUUCGUUGUUGCCUUGCACACGUAUACCGACAUUGUUUGAAAAUACGCAGGAUAAAAUCAUUUUGGUGGCGCUCAUUCUAAUUUGUGGUGCAAAUGUUGAAGAAGGUUUCGGUUUGGCCUACAGAAUCAUUCAAGAUAUGACAUUGAAUAGUGAUAAAAUUUAUGCAAUUGCUACCAAAUAUCUCGCAAUUAAUGGUCGUUUACAUGAUGUAGAAAAAUUGGUGAAUUGCAUAAAAAGCAAUUGCAAUCAACCGGACACAAAAUUGUGCAAUGACAUUCUUCAGCUGGCUGUACAAACUUCGCUUAGUAAUCAUUCGAGUCCACAACGUACUAAAUUGGCCAUUGAAAAUCUGAUUCGUUCAAUCACCGAUGUAUCCAUCCAAAUUGAUUGUUACAUAUUGUCGAGCCAAUUAAAAGCUGCAUAUUUGCUUGCCGUUCAGCACAAACGAUUGGCGGACAUUCGUCGCAUUCUACGAUAUGCCGAGAAAACAAAUCAAAUCCAAAUCAAAAAAUUAUGCGAGAAAAAACUGCAAUCGAUUGACUCACAAGUUGAAACGGAUCAAAGUCAGUCCAGUGAACAGUGAUGGCAAAAGAUUUGUAAUCAGUUAUGAAUUUAAUUCAUUCAUUAAUAUCAUUCGUUCUUUUAAAAUUUGUUAUUGUUUUGUUUAACUGUUUUAAUAAAGUUCACAUUUUUUUGUAA
Molecule: messenger RNA, 7783 nt
Organism: Contarinia nasturtii (swede midge)
Lineage: Eukaryota; Metazoa; Arthropoda; Insecta; Diptera; Cecidomyiidae
Product: zinc finger FYVE domain-containing protein 26 homolog
Exons: 8
Coding region: 723-7667 (2314 amino acids)
Biological process (GO): regulation of cytokinesis; mitotic cytokinesis; double-strand break repair via homologous recombination
Cellular component (GO): midbody; lysosomal membrane; centrosome
Molecular function (GO): metal ion binding; phosphatidylinositol-3-phosphate binding
Source: RefSeq, a predicted model, not a curated record